AUGCUCUUACAGAAGCUUCUCAUCCUAGCAGCAGCUUGGCAAACCUCCUCCGCCGCCCUCGUGGGGCAUCGCCUACAAUCCCGGGAUGGCUUUCAAGUCGACAGUUACGCAGCUCUCGGAGACUCCUUCGCUGCGGGUCCAGGUGCUGGUCCUGAAUACGACCAUGGUAGAGAAACUUGGUGCCAUCGCCACGAAGGCUCUUGGACUCGCCAAGUCGCCGCUGAUGAUAUAUUGCGCAAGGGCAGGGACACUAUCGACGCAUUCGGUUUCAUUGCUUGCACAGGAGCCCUGACCAAGCACGUCUUCAAAGAACCACAGUCUGAAGACCUAAACGAUGCAAGCGACCCCAUCCCGACCCCACUUCCGCAAGCCCAGCGCAUCAACGGCUUCUAUCCACAGCUUGUUACAUUGUCGAUCGGUGGAAAUGACGUCGGGUUCAGCUACCUGCUUGAUCAAGAUACCGAAUAUUGCAACAAUGUCACUUUCGAGCUCUGGUGCCAAGAUGAGAAGUUCUUGCCACUCACGAAAGAUCAGCGGACACAGAUGAACGAGCUGAACCUCAGGCUCAACGAGAAGAUCCAAUCAGUUAUUGAUGCAAAUCAGCCUGAAAGUGGCAGGAUAACAUAUGUUGAUACAGACCCGUACUUCGAAGGGCACCGUUUCUGCGAGGAGGGUGUCAAAGAACCGAGCUAUCGAAAUAAGAACAUUUGGUUCUUUCCUUGCGAAUUCUACACCAAGGUAGAGACAAACUUCACUGUCAGCGAUACCACACCCUCCGGCGACUGCCAAGCCAUCUUGGAUAGUGGUGGAGGACCUGGAAACUAUUUCACAUGUUUAAUCGCAAACGAGGCCCAGAACGGAACAUCAAUUGAUCUCUUGGCCCUUCCUAACAACGUCGCAACCGAUAAUCCAAACGAGCCCGAUGCGGCAUCGCUCUGGCUGUGGCUCCUCCGGACUUUCCACCCUACCGUUCAAGGCCACGAGGCCUACAAGAAUGCAUUCUUUGCUGCGUACCAAGGUCUUGAGGGCACUGCAACACCUACCUCCGAGCUGUCCUGCAAUGACCUGGAAAACAAGUAUGUUGCAAAAGACGCGCUCCUCGAUCUUAUCGACAACACCUACUGUCCCAAGUUAGAAGGCGCUACUGGCUCUAUCGGCACUGGGCAUUAUUUCCCAAGUACCCCCGAGGCAGUCGAGAUUGGCGUCACCAGCAGACUCACCGCGGGGCCUGUACCUACCGUGGAAGAGUGCAAGACCAAUCUUCACAAGAUAUCAGACGAGUGCAAUAACGACAAAUCGAAAAACCCAGUGGGCUGGAAGGCUGGUGGAGAGUUCGAGAUCAACGGCUGGAGAUUCACCAUCACACCCACGGGUCAGCGGCCUUCCACACCGAAAGCAUGGUGCAAGAUCGAGAACUGCCAAAACGGAGAGAAGUGCACCGCAUCUAUCUGGGGGGCGGGAUGGCUCAGGAACGACCACGGCGAAAAGCUGCGCACGGCCUUCGCAGCCCAACAGGCCGUGUACAGCGAAUUGAGAUACGAAAAUUCACUGGGCGACAGCAAAGGUAUCGACAUGAGCCAAUGGGAUUUCAAGUACGAAGCUUUGGAUGGGCACGAGUGGCAUGCGAGUCUGUUGUUGGAUCUGGGUCUUCGCUUGCCAUACAAGAGAACCGUUACCGAUGCUUUGCGAUCUGCCGCUGGUGACGGUCUUGAGAUCGGUAAUGGCGGCGAUUGCGAGUCAGAGGUCAACUACUAA
Messenger RNA from Alternaria ethzedia, 1755 nucleotides. RefSeq lists its product as uncharacterized. The record is from RefSeq and is a predicted model, not a curated record. Lineage: Eukaryota; Fungi; Ascomycota; Dothideomycetes; Pleosporales; Pleosporaceae. Gene Ontology annotation, biological process: triglyceride catabolic process. Gene Ontology annotation, molecular function: triacylglycerol lipase activity. The coding region runs from base 1 to 1755 and encodes 584 amino acids. The transcript is spliced from 2 exons.